UGUUUAAAUAGCCACUAGGUAAAUAUUUACGUGUACGAUCACAUGGAUAUCAAGUUUAGUUGUUUUUUUUCUUCUUCCAUCUUUUUUUCGGCGCUACCGUUCUUCUUGGAAACUGGAGUAAUGUGCUCGUUGUGGCCUCAACGACGGAGGCUGGCCGUGCUUUUGUAUAUUUAGUGCAUAAACUCCUUGAAGAUGAGCGCUUUUGCUUGGAGCUGCUACUCCAACAAGCCGCCUCUGACAGUCUGUGGGAUUGCCCUGUGUUCCUUUCCUGCGCAAUCUAAAUAUAAGUCGGUGACAAAUAGUCCAAAUACAGUAGCAACCCAACUGUGAUGUGGGGGUGGUGCUGAGAGAACAGCUCCUUCUCCAAAGUCCCCCCUCUGUUGGAUCCGGAGUCCGUCAGGAGAAGGUGGCAGAGAGCCUCAGCUCCCACCUGCGCUCGAUUUUUCUCUCCCCCUCUCCUUAUUAUCAUGAAGAGACAAAACGCCAGGACUCUCGCCCUCAUCAUGAGCAUCCUCACCUACCUGGUGGUCGGAGCGGCCGUCUUCGAGACCCUGGAGUCGAAGCAGGAGAAAAGUCACAAGAGGAAGCUCGACGCCAGAAAGUACGAACUCAUGCGCAAAUAUAACUUGACCAAAGAGAACUUCGAAGAGCUCGAGCACGUCGUUUUACAGCUCAAUCCUCACAAAGCAGGGGUCCAGUGGAAAUUUGCUGGGUCCUUUUACUUCGCCAUCACUGUGAUUACGACGAUAGGUUAUGGCCACGCGGCGCCGAGCACCGACUCAGGGAAAGUGUUCUGCAUGUUCUACGCCCUCCUAGGGAUCCCGCUGACCCUGGUCAUGUUCCAGAGUCUGGGCGAGAGGAUCAACACGUUUGUCAGAUACCUGCUGCACCAAGCCAAGAAGUGCCUGGGAAUGCGUCACACCGAGGUCUCCAUGGCAAACAUGGUGACGGUGGGCUUCUUCUCCUGUAUGAGCACCCUGUGCGUGGGGGCUGUGGCAUUCUCUCACUCGGAGGGAUGGAGCUUUUUAAAUGCCUUCUACUACUGCUUCAUUACACUCACCACUAUUGGCUUUGGAGACUACGUGGCUCUGCAGAAGAAUGAGGCCCUGCAGAAUGACCCUAAAUAUGUGGCUUUCUGCUUUGUUUACAUCCUCACGGGCCUGACGGUGAUUGGAGCGUUCCUAAACCUGGUGGUGCUUCGCUUCCUGACCAUGAACACUGAGGAUGAACGCAGGGACGCCAAGGAGAAGGCAUUGCUCUCUGUCAGUAAGCCCAGAGGAGAGGUGGCUCAUCUGUUACCAGUCUCAAUAUCAGCUUCCUCCACACCUGUAGCAGAUAACACCACAAAGGCUAAAGAUUUAAAAGGUGUCUACACUGAAGUGCUUCAAUUCCAGACUAUUUGCUCCUGCUUAUGGUACAGGAGCGAGGAGAAGGAGCAGGACUCCAUACCCAACAUGAUCCCUCAGGAGAUGACAUUCUCCGAUGCCUACUUGCAGCAGAACAAUGACUGUGCUCACUACAUGGAGCCUGGCUCAACAGGCUGCGUUUGCAGUCCACGUCAGUGCACGAGCAUAAGCCCAAUAUCAGGCCUACACAUUUUCUCUCCAUUCAGGAUGUUUAAGAGACGCAGCUCCGUGUAGCCUUUUCAGCACAACAGAUUUCAUUACAGCAUAAUUUGUCUAUAACUGCCAAGUGGGCAGCAGAUACUUGGCAGUCCUCAGCAAAGACAUGACUGCAAGUCGAUGUUUGUGGUGCUACAAUCCCAGUAAUCCAGAAGCAUAACGUGCAAAAAGGGAAAAAAAGCACAUAGAGUACUGUAAACACAAAUAUAUAUAUUUGAGCAACAUCACAGUGUUUUUAACUGAGGUGUUAUUCGAGGGCAUCCAGUAUGCUUUGAGGAAUCCUGUAGGUGUGUCGAAAUUGAUCUGGUUAGCUGCACAUGAACAAUACGUCUGCGCAGUGUGUAGGUAAGAGCAGAGGCUUCGGAGCGGUGGCACAGUGAAAGGGUGACAUAAAAAAUGAAUAAAUGAUUAAAACCUGUCAGUCAGCAGGUCUCAAAAGCUAAACUUUGUGUUUUUGGUAAUAAUCUCAGAGGUGCUGAUUCAACUCAGGGGUUAUUUCUUAAUGUUGUAGCUGGUCGGUGUUUUCCUUUGAUAGGCACGCAUCAUGAUGAUUUUCUGGACUUUUUCCACCAUGGUGUUUGUGACUGGGCUCAUAUCAGUUGCCUUAUGUCGCCCUGAAACAAAUCGUGAUUGUCAAAGCUUCAGAAAAGCUGAUACAUACCAGAAAUUUCAUGUGACUCAUGUGUAGCUGCCCCUGGUGUUAAGACUUCUAGGGCUCUUUGCCCAAAGUACAGGUGCAUCACAGACACUACUAAAUUAUGUAACGUGACAAGUGGGUAGGUUAAAAAAUAAAUCACAUCUCAAGCGCAGUUAAAAAAUCCAUUUGGAAAUAAGUGCGGUGAUCACAAGUAGACACUUAUCAGCACUGAGCGAAACGCUCUCAACUGGAUUAGUUGUGUAACACUGAAAGCACUAUUUUAAAAAUUACUUGUGGGAAGAAGCAAGAACUCCAACAGCCCCAUCAAAAAGGAGCAUUGCCAACUUUCUAUAUGUGCUUUAUUCAUGUCCCCGUGAACAUUAAAAUCAAAGCUCCUGUGUGUUUAGAUCGAAACUUAGACAGAUAAUUUUCCAAAUACAGUAAACACCUGGUGACAUUGCCAAGAUACCCGCUAAGUGGCAGGAGUUUGUUAAAACGCUGAUACCUUUUUACCCCCUAAAGCUCACUUAUUAACAAGCAUUCUGUUUCACUGACUUUUUUGUACAAACGAAAAAGUGUUAAAUGUCAAGCUGUGAACAGCUUUUUAGUUCAUGUGCCAAGCCAAGUAAUCACCUCCCAUUAAACCACAAGUUGUAUUUUUUACACUGAUUAAAUAAAAGAAUUGUUUUAAUGUUUACAUGUUUGAGCCACUGAGAAGUAAUUUAGAAUUAAGGGAAUAGAUCUAAGCCAAAGACCUAAGAUCUAAGACAGAUAUGAAGCACACCUCUGGAUCAAAAAGUAGAAGCAGGCUAUUUGAGCAGCAGCUUGGAGUGGCAGGUGGCAGGGGGUACAGUGGAUAAUAAGCUGGUUGCCAAUCACAGACAAUUAUGUCACAAUG
This is a messenger RNA of Pundamilia nyererei, 3157 nucleotides long. It is a transcript of the gene kcnk3b, whose product is annotated as potassium channel, subfamily K, member 3b. Gene Ontology annotation, cellular component: plasma membrane. Bases 468 to 1640 code for a protein of 390 amino acids. The record is from RefSeq and is a predicted model, not a curated record. Lineage: Eukaryota; Metazoa; Chordata; Actinopteri; Cichliformes; Cichlidae. Gene Ontology annotation, molecular function: open rectifier potassium channel activity; outward rectifier potassium channel activity; potassium ion leak channel activity. Gene Ontology annotation, biological process: potassium ion transmembrane transport; stabilization of membrane potential. The transcript is spliced from 2 exons.